This is a messenger RNA of Eruca vesicaria subsp. sativa (arugula), 1204 nucleotides long. The record is from the annotation of a GenBank genome assembly. Lineage: Eukaryota; Viridiplantae; Streptophyta; Magnoliopsida; Brassicales; Brassicaceae.
AAACUUCUCUCUCUCUCUCACAUUUUCUCGCACUUUCUCACCACUUGAUAAUGGCGGCACAAAUCGAUUUCGAACUUGACAACGGUGAAAUCCUCGAUCCCCUCUCCGACCAUAUUUCCUCCUCCUCCUCAUCCUCAUCCUCAUCCUCCACCAUUCUUCUCCACGAAGGAAGCCAAGAGCACGACGUCAUCACCACCUGUUUCCUCUCCGGCUUAGGCAACACCAACACCACGAUCGUCACUAUCCGCAAGAAAUCUCCUCACACGUUCACCACAAAAGCCAACCACCUCGCCUUCCGCAUCUUCACAGAAGCCAUAGCGCGAAAAAACAACGCAGAUCCCAACGUUAAAUACGCUUGGUACUGUAACCGCCGCUCCUCCUCCUCUAAAGAAGAUCUCGAACGUAUCAUCACAUACGGAUUCAGCAGCCACGACGAGACCAAAGAUUCUUCUUCUUCGUCUCAUGGAAUAGGAAUCCAUCUCUUUCCUUCUAACCUCUCCCUCUCCGCAGUGGAAGCAACGGAGGAAGAUGGAGAAGGUUUAAGACGUCUUCUGUUAUGUCGUGUGAUUCUUGGGAAGUCUGAGGAGAUUAUCUCCGGGUCUAAACAAGCCUAUCCGAGUUCGGUUGAGUUUGAUUCUGGUGUGGAUGAUGUUCAGAAUCCGAGAAAGUAUGUUAUAUGGAGCUCUACUAUGAACUCGUUCAUCUUGCCUACUUAUAUCGUUACUUUCAAAUCUCCUCGUCUCACAGUUGUGAGUAGAGGUGGUUUUUUGGAUAGACCGAGAGUUGGUUUUGCUUCCCUGAUGUCAAUGCUGGCAAAGUCGAUGGAUGGUGCGAGAAUGAACUUGAUUAUGAGAACGUACGAUGAUUUUAGGAAACGGAAGAUUCAGAGAGAUCAAUUGAUUAGGAAGAUGAGAGAAGUGGCUGGAGACAACCUUUUGGCUCAGAUUAUCAAAAACAAUUUCAGGGUUUGAGAAGGAGAAAGGCUCUCACGUGUGACGCGUAAUAGGAUGGGAUAGAAGAACACACACGUUAUAUACACUUGCAUAGAAAAGCUCAAUCAAUUGCGGAAACUAUGUGAAGAGUUUUAAAGGUUUUCUUUUUUCUCCUUUAUGUUAGCUGUAGAGGAUCAUCCCUUUAUGAUAUGAACUUUGGGAAAUUUGUAAAGAGCAUUCUUUCACAUAUCAAUGAAGUUUUCCAAAUUUCC